GCCCUCACUCCGUUCGCUUGUUUCGCCCAGGGACAUCUCUCGCGACGACGCAGACGAUCACAAGGAGGACAGUGAAGGAGACAGACGGCCAAGGCAAUGGGGGACGAGAAACGGAAAACGUGCUUCGAGUUGGCCAUCCAGAAUGUGCAAUGUGGAGCGGGGAUGGGGCUCUUGUUCGGCGCCGUUCAGGAGUCCUUCAAGAACCCCCCGCAGCCUAGACCAACGGACAAGGUAGUGUUGAACCCUCCCAAGAGCGACGUGAUGGCCAAGGCGAUGUCUUCCAUGGGGAGGCAGGCGUUCAUGAUGGCGGCCGUGGCUGCGGUCUACAGCGCUGGGGAGUGCGGAUCGGAGUACGUCCGGGGCAAGGACGACGUGGUCAACUCCGCCGUAGGGGCGUGCAUGGCUGCGGGCGCGGCGGGAUUGAAGACUGGAAAGAUCUCCCACGCGUGCGCGGGGUGUCUCGGGGGUGCGGUGAUCAUGUCCGCCGUCAGACUUGGCACCGACAUCAACGGCAGUAAGUCCUUGGACCGGGCCCGACUCGACGCCAAGCGGGCGGGUAAGCGCGAGAAGUUGGAGGGCGUAUAGAAAACAACGAUGACUUUAGGAGCUGGAAAGGGCGGGCCGUUGUGGGCAGGAAUUGCUCCAGGACCGACACGGGGGAGAUUGGGGGGCGCGGAGAACAGAUCGUUCGCAUACGCGAAGAGCGUGGGUCAAUUUCAGCCGGUUCAAGAACUGGGGGAGUUUUGACGUGCUUUUUUUUUUGCCAUUCCUGCGAGCGCUUGAGAACGCUGCGGACUUGCCCAGGGUGGUUGCAUCGGCAAAUGAUCCCCCGCUGAUGCGGGCAUGAUGAUACCUGGGUGUGCGCGAGAAGUAAGAAGAUUUGCGGACACCCAGUCAGCGGGUGCGGGCCGCGGAGGGGAAGGAAGGGUUGCUCUUGAGAGCAUCGACGCGUCCAUUUGCUGCGGAAUCAAUAUUUAGGACUCCUCACAGAUUGGACGGCCUGAUAUGACGGGACUCAGGGAAUUCCUUCACUCUUGAUUGUUUUAGUGUGGUUGUCGCUCAUUGAAGGGCUGGUUGGAAGACAGCAUGGCCGCUGCGCGGGCCAUCGGUUCGCCGGAGAUGGUGGAACCGUACAAUAAGCCGAGAAGAGAAUCAUUUGCAGCCACGAGGGGUGGUUUCGUUCUUUUCCUGUGCUUCUUAACCCUUCCUCCGUGCAUGUAUGGCAUGGAGGCCGCGGGGUGUCCGCCAAGUGGCGUUCGGUCCCCCACAUGUCAAGAGGUGCGCUUGAAGCGGUCAAAGUUCCCGAUGAGUUCUCUCUGUUGCCUGCCUGGAACUCUACCUUCGCCAUGUGGAUAGGGCAGUGCACUGCGAUGUUGGGGGUGCCGUCGCCCUUUCAUGCGUG
Molecule: messenger RNA, 1402 nt
Organism: Ectocarpus sp. CCAP 1310/34
Lineage: Eukaryota; Phaeophyceae; Ectocarpales; Ectocarpaceae
Source: the annotation of a GenBank genome assembly